Molecule: messenger RNA, 922 nt
Organism: Eufriesea mexicana
Lineage: Eukaryota; Metazoa; Arthropoda; Insecta; Hymenoptera; Apidae
Exons: 2
Coding region: 113-574 (153 amino acids)
Source: RefSeq, a predicted model, not a curated record
GAGAAUCGGACCCAACCAGUCUUAAUCAGUACACGAAGAUCCUUUUUUUCUUCCCUCUUCAGAGGUACGCUUGGGUCUGCUCUCUCCUUCCUCUCUCUCUGUCUGUGUCAUCAUGAAGCUCAUUCCGGUCCUGUUGCUUGUUGCAACGAUCGUUUUCGCCGCCGAGGAGAAGAAGGAGGAAGAACGUCCUAAAACGUUUAGAAGACUCAUCCCUGCCGAUGUUCUCCGCGAUUUCCCUGGUACGUGCUUCGCUUCUACAAAAUGCGCCACCUUCGAACCAACAAAAUCCUGGGAUUUAACUCCGUUCUGUGGUCGUUCCACUUGUGUGCAAGCCGAUGACAAUUCUGGUCGACUUUUUGAACUUGUUGAAGACUGUGGACCGCUCCCAAAGGCCAAUCCAAAAUGCAAACUCUCAGAUAAAACUAACAAGAAUGCCACAUUCCCAGACUGUUGUCCCAUCUUUGAAUGCGAGGAAGGAGCAAAACUCGAAUAUCCGGAAAUUCCAACUUUAGCGCCACCCACAGAAAUCAUAGAGAUCGAGAAAACCCCAGAAGCGGUUCAAGCGAAAGCUUAAAUUCUAAAAGAAAAGAAAACACGCAAUUUGUAACUUUUGCAAACUAAGUUGAAGAAUCGAUUAAACAGCAUAAAUUAUAUCCUGAAAUAAUAAUUUUAAUAUCUGAAAAAAGUAAUUUCAGUUAGAAAUUUGUCGGAAAGAAUGAUAACCUCUUUUUAUUUAAUAUAGAAAAAAUAUUACCUUUAACAUCGCUCAUUGACACAAAUUAUUUUAUGAUAAAAAGAUCAUGCAUUACAAAUUCGUGUUACCCUUCAAUACAAUUCGAAUUAAUGUGAAAUUAAAUAUUAUAUAUUGUAUAUAAUUCUGAAAUUAUUUUCGUUCUUGCAACGAUAUGAAAUUGUAAACAUA